Trichobilharzia szidati is the source of this 5468-nucleotide messenger RNA. The record is from the annotation of a GenBank genome assembly. Lineage: Eukaryota; Metazoa; Platyhelminthes; Trematoda; Strigeidida; Schistosomatidae.
CCUUCAUCUGGCGGCUCAUUCGACGUCUUACGAAAAUUGAGCAAAUAAUAUCGUUGGCAUUUUGAAAGACAGUCAAUUUGGAUUAUCUAUUUAUAGUUGGCUCCCUAUAAACAUAAAAUAAAUUUUGUGCAUAUUUCGAUUCCAUUAGUCCUACAACCACGAAUCUUUGCUCGUAUCCUUGCUUGGAUUUAAUAAUUUCUCCUGAAUAGAUUUUUGUACGAACAAAUGUAUGAUUUCUCCCAUCAAAUCGCCAAAAUCGUGAAUCUGGUGCAUCAACUUGUAUAGGAUGAGCCUGAGGUCUGUGUGGUUGAUUUUUACCAAACGCUCCGUAUAAAUCAGCCAUUGCAACAAUAUUGUGCGGAGUACUUAGCGUUGAAUAUCGUGUUGCGUCCCCAGUGCUUGGUAUAUAUGCAUUCACAUCAUUCCUUUUAGGUGCAGUCCCCCCGUAAACAGAGAAAUAUGUAGUUGACGGUAACGGUUGGAAAUGUUUAGCAUAUGAUUGGCAAAUUAUCACACUGUCUGUCAGCUGAUUCUACCGGCAGUAGUUGCUACAAUUCAUUCUUGAAGUUCAGUUGUACUUAGAUAAAGUACUUUCUGCCAUUGGCGUUCAUUUCGUUCCAUCUGUGAAGAACUGCAUGGAGCUGAUGCAUUUGCUAUGCGUUCUUUUUCUGCGCCAACAGCAAUCCCAAGCUCAUGCUUACCCCAAUAUCAAGUUCAAAAUAGUUUUUCUCAACAAAACCAAGCCUUUUUAAACUCUAUGGCUCAACCGACAUUUAGCUUAAUGCCAGCGGUUUCUUACUCUACCAUUCCACUAGGCACAUCCCCAACAUCGACAAAUGCUAUGCUUGGAUCUAAUAUGAUACAGUCACAACAACCUGUAAUAUUUUCAGCGGCUCCAGGAAACUAUUUCCUUGCUCAGUCUGCUCCGCUUGGUGCUCCAGUUGUAGGCGCUCCAUCAUUUGUUUUCGCUCCAGGUCAACCAAAUCAGAAUGCUUUUGUAGUUGCUCACCCACUAUCCCAAGCACCAAUUGCAGGGCAUAUGGCUGCUCAUCCAAAUCCAGCAAACUGUGUUAUCCGUCUACCCGAUGGCCGAUUUGUUUUACCUGCUACUGCUCCUAAUAACUUAAAUUUACAACCAUCAUUAACUCGUAUUUGUGGCCCCCAGUCCAACUACUUCCCUGUAAGUGUAUCCGCGCCUACUAGUGUAAAUUCAUCGACGAUAUCUUCACUGAAUCCUCAAGUCGCUCAACCUCCAGGUCAAGCAUUCUAUAUUCAUAUGCCAACUAGCUGUGUAAGUGUUGGUAAUACAGUCUUCACUACCUCCCAACCGAAUUGUGGUGCUAAUUUUCAAACUCAACCAAUGUCAACAAUGAAACCAGGAUGUCAAGUUUCUUUUCCUAACUCACAAAUGAAUACCUUAUGCGGUCAAUCAUCCGGUACCUUGCUGACAACUGUUCCUGGAUCAAAUCAACAACCUCAACUGGGCACCAGACCACUUGCUACUAACAUGAAUACUGUUGGUUCUAGUUUAAUGAAUAGACCUGGAUUGAUUUUCCCCACCGGCUGUAAUCCUACCACUCCAGUAAUGGAUGCAUAUGCUGCACAAAAUCAACAGAAACUCGCUGUCUGCACAAAUCCAUCACAGUUUACAAGUCUUCAAGCUUUGCCCAGUGGAAUGGCUGUUGCUCGCUUACCAAAUGGAACCUAUGCUACAGUAUCUCUUAGUUCUGCUGGAAUGUCAGGAUCAACACCGAUUUUUGUAAACAAUACUCCUAUUCCAUCCACCUUAGCAAAUCCUGUCGAUACAUCAAAUAUUCCCCGGCGUAAUACUCCUACAUCUCGUUCAAAACAAAAAAUAAAUAACACUCCACCCGCCGAUACAGAUGUCCUACGUCGUUUAGAUGAUCAAAUCACUGCAUUACAGCGUCUACCUGCUCCUACAGAAAUGCAGCUCAAUAGAUUAAAGCAACUUGUUGAAGUUAGGCAGCAGUUAACAAAAGUAUCUAAUAUGUCUUCUGCUAACUCAUCAAAUAUCUUGGCGCCGCGUAGCUCAACAACAUCUAGUACUGCUACAAAUACUGCUCCUCGUCAAAAUUCAAGCUCCACUUCUGUUCAGUUGACACCGACUGUGCGUCGAGAAGUCCUGGAUUUACUCACACAAUAUAAUUUGGUACCGCGACCUCCUGUGGCUAACAAUAAUGAAGAAACCUUCAUAGUAGAAUUUCGACUGAAUCAACAAAGAUAUCAGCUUAGGCUUACUCGUGCACAAAAAGCUGAUAUGGAACGUUUACUUUUCAAUAUUACAUCACAACGACAAGCUGAAGUUUUAACGUUUUUCCAACAAGAACAAAGUCGUUUGCUUGCAUCAACACCAAGAGCUAGAUUACCGCCUCCUCCUGUUAGUCAGAGUAGUAAUACAACAGCAGCUGUGGCUUCACCUCCAACAGUUGGGUUCGGUAUUGCUUCUCAAGCUUUGAGAUUACCAACCGGAAUUCAAACAUUUGCAGCAGCUCCUUCCCUGCCAAUGCCUACUUUUCCAGGUGCAUCUGGCUUAAGACUUGUUGCAGCACGUCCUGUUGUACCGCCAAAUGCUAUACCAGGGUCUGCUGUUCGGCCAAGUGUCCCUCCAAUAUGCUCUUCAACACCCGUCAUGGGAGUUGUUGCAGCUUUAGCUGUACCACCUCCUAUGGGAACCUGUGUCAGCAGUUCAAUGUUCGCACCGGCAUUGGCAUUAAACUCCACAGCAUUAAGUAUUCCUACAGUUUCAUCUAGUCUUUCAAUGCCUUCAACAGUUAUGUCUAAUACAAAUGUUACUAGUGGACUAAUUACAGCAAUACCUGUAACUUCCUUCAAUUCAAGUGUAAGUGGAGCACAGAAUUUUGUCCUAUCAACCAAUUCUGUUGCAGUCAAUUCUACAUCCAGUAGUACAAUGUUAACUCCAGAUACAAAUGGAUUUGCUAUACAAUCUCUACCGCAAUCAACCUCUUUCACUUUAUCAUCUGAUUCUAGUAAUUUUGUUAACUCAAUUCGACCAGUUGCUUUAAAUCUUCAACAGGCUGCCAGGAUCGGUCGGUUACGUGCAUAUCUAACCAAUGAUCUUAAAUUGGCAGUUGAAAAACCACCAGUAUUGUCUACCAGUGAUACACCAAAAUUGCCUAGUCCUGUAGAAUUAUUGGAGGCACUAGCACCUUAUCAUGUCCUCAAUGAUGCCGAUAACACUGAAGAAGCUCUUAACAAAGUCGACAAAAUACUGGAGAAAUCUUUUAAUCUACUUUUAGAAAAAAAGAAAGAGACAAUCGAAACUGUAAAUUCACUGCUUUUCAGAGAAUCUCUGCAAAAACUAGAACCUUUUUUGGAAGAUCGCCUAUUACUGGCUAAUAUGGCAUUGGAUUUAGAACGGGAUAUUUUCACUGCUGAAAAAGAGAUAUUCACAGAAGUAACUAAACACGACAAAGAGGAGGUAUCCAGUAAUAAUUGUAAUCCUGCUGUAAAUCCUAUCGAAUCUUCUAAACAAGAAGAGUCAACAAUGAGUAGUAAAUCAACUGAUCACGAUGAUAUGAUGAAUAGAAAAAGGCAUAGCAAUAAAUUAACUCCAAUUUUAAAACAUUCAACAUCGUUACUUCCUUCACCAUGGUGUAAACUUUUAGGUCCACUUGCCUACCUUCAUCCUUUAACCUUUGAUGUGAAUGGUAAAGCAAGUGUUGCAGAGAUUCAAUUGCCUGUAGAAGAACCAGAGUGUAUAUCACUCGACGACGAUGAUGAUGAGGAUGUUGAUGUCGAUACAAAAAAUCGAUCACAGUCUUUUGUUAAUUCCUCUACUGCUGGUGGUGACUCAUCAACAUUUCAAUCAAACACUAUGAUCCAAUCAUCCCAUAGUGAAAACAAUAACAACACAAUUGUGUCUACUAGAAAUAAUAAUAAUGAUGAUGAUGAUGAAGAAAUCAAUGAUGAGUCUUCAGAUGAAGCUGAAGCCGAUCGUCUACUUGGUCUUGGAAUCCCUGUGGUGAAUAGAUCAAAAAUGGAUAAAAAUUCUACAAAUGGAUUACUACUUGAUGAAGACAAUAGACCUAUAGAGGGUGGUAUUAUUAAAAAAUGUGAAGAAUUCGAUGAGGCUUAUGAUUUUUGGCAGGAGUUAAUGCAUGAAAGAGAUAUGCAUAUUGAAGAUAUGAAUACUAGCCUCUUAGAAAAUACUUUCAAUGAUGAAUCUAAUUCUAUGGAUGAACCGCCAAAUAAAUCUCUACGUUUAUUAGAUAAUGGUCAAUCGCAUAGUGUUUCAACAGUUCAACACUCUGAAGAUCCAGAUAUUGAUGCAGCAAUCAGAAGUAUCUUAUCAACUAGUGAUUGAUACCCGCCGUCAUCAUCAUCAUUAUAUGAUACUACUGAUAAUAUUAAUGAUAAUAACAAUCCUCAGAAUACUUUCUUUUCCUUGUACAUUUUGUUAAUAUUUUGAUUUGAGUUCAUUGAAAUUGUUCAAAUAAUAUUUUAUGACUUUUAAUUCUAACAUCUAAACAAUCUUUCAACUUUUUGUACAUUAUUGUAUCUUACUUAUCUUUUAAGCCCCAAAGUUUAUGGAUUUCAUUUCUCAAAAGGUUAACUAUGUUUCAAAAACAGGUUUCUGUGAAACUGUUUAUUCUCCUUUAUCAUCAUGAAUAUAUAUAUAUGUAUGUAUCUUUCCGAUAUAUGGUUAACUUUCCCAGUAUUUGAUUCCUAUAAUAUAUAUAUGUAUACAUGAUAUUAUUUUUUAGAGUGCCUUUCUCUUCUGGUUCAAUUGUCUAUGUUGUUUUGUUUUGUUCUGUCUGCCCUCUCUUCGCCUGUUUCUAUAAUCCUUUGUUGAGCAUAUAUAUAUAUACACUACAAGUAAACAUAUCGUUCACUGUUUGCUGACACAAGUGAUAAAGCGAAAGAAGAAGCCGCGCCGCGCAAACCACGUGUUAGGCAUCUUUCUUCUCAUGUUACACAAUCACACUUAUUAUUAUUAUUGUUGUUAUUGUUGUUAUUACUAUUAUUAUUAUUAUUAUUCUAAAACUCCUGUAUAAAAUAACACAAUCAUUUAAUCUCACAAUCCAUUGCUAAAGCCAAUCAGUCAGUCAGCCAGCCAACAAGCUAACUGUAAUAUGCUUCAAUUGUGUUAUUGUACAGUAUUGAAUUAUUUUUUACGUAAAUGCGCGUUCAUGUUUGUUUGUGAGUCUGAUGUGCAUAUCUCCUUUUCCUUGUUUUGUGUUCCUGUACAUGUGUACUUACUUGUGUGUGUGUGUGGGUGUAUGUAUGUGCGCGCACACGACAUUGUUUUCCCUUUUUGUUUCCUUUCUCUCUUUAUUCUUCUUAUCAUCAACAAGUUUAAAAUCUUGACUGUUGAAAAGGAAAAAACUGCUUUUCUUUCUCUUUUUUCUUAUCCAUUUUGCUAGUUUGAAGAUAUAUAUAUAUAUUUACAUUAAUAUUAAUAAUAUAUAAAAUUAAUCUAUGAAUAA